GCAACUCUAUGCGAGUCUGCUUCCUCUUCCCAAGUAAACCAAAACACCCACAGAGCAAAAGAAAAACCAGGAAUAUUACAAAGACAAGAUGACGUUGCCCGAGUUCUUUGGCUGCACCUUCAUCGCCUUCGGACCGCCCUUCGCCUUGUUCGUCUUCACCAUCGCCAAUGACCCAGUACGGAUCAUCAUUCUGAUUGCGGCGGCAUUCUUCUGGCUGCUUUCGCUGCUGAUAUCUUCCCUGUGGUAUGCCCUGAUUCCUCUGAAGGAAUUCCUGGCUUUCGGCGUGGUCUUCUCGGUGUGCUUCCAGGAGGCAUUCCGGUACAUCAUCUACCGGAUACUGCGCAGCACGGAGCAGGGAUUGCAUGCCGUGGCGGAGGACACGCGAGUGACGGACAACAAGCACAUCCUGGCCUAUGUCUCCGGCUUGGGAUUCGGCAUUAUAUCCGGGAUGUUUGCACUGGUCAAUGUGCUGGCUGAUAUGAGUGGUCCCGGCACCAUGGGUUUGAAGGGCGGAACUGAGCUGUUCUUCGUCACCUCGGCUGCCCAGGCGUUGUCUAUUAUCCUGCUGCACACCUUCUGGAGCGUCAUAUUCUUCAACGCAUUCGACACAAACAACUAUAUUCACAUAGGCUAUGUGGUUGGCAGCCACCUGUUCGUCUCCUUGAUAACUCUGCUCAAUGCCAAUGAGCUUUACACGACCACUCUGCUGAUAAACUACUUGGUCACCAUACUUACGGGAGUCCUGGCCUUCCGGGUGGCUGGAGGAACCUCUCGCAGUUUCAGAAAAUUCAUAACAUGCCAGUAAACAAGCUCCUAGUAUUAACCGCCUAGUUAAUAGCUUUUGUAUAACAUUAUUAAAAACAAAUUACCUUGUA
Drosophila mauritiana is the source of this 875-nucleotide messenger RNA. RefSeq names its product gamma-secretase subunit Aph-1 (gene aph-1). Bases 89 to 805 code for a protein of 238 amino acids. Gene Ontology annotation, biological process: protein processing; Notch signaling pathway; Notch receptor processing. Gene Ontology annotation, molecular function: protein-macromolecule adaptor activity. Gene Ontology annotation, cellular component: endoplasmic reticulum; gamma-secretase complex; membrane. Lineage: Eukaryota; Metazoa; Arthropoda; Insecta; Diptera; Drosophilidae. The transcript is spliced from 2 exons. The record is from RefSeq and is a predicted model, not a curated record.